Naegleria lovaniensis is the source of this 804-nucleotide messenger RNA. RefSeq lists its product as uncharacterized. Gene Ontology annotation, biological process: non-motile cilium assembly. Bases 1 to 804 code for a protein of 267 amino acids. The transcript has 2 exons. Gene Ontology annotation, cellular component: ciliary transition zone. Lineage: Eukaryota; Heterolobosea; Eutetramitea; Acrasida; Naegleriidae. The record is from RefSeq and is a predicted model, not a curated record.
AUGCUGAAUCCAAAUGAUAGUGAGGAUGUACGACCAUUGUCAUCCUCUAUUUUUUCUCCCUCCAAGAUGAGUAUGAGAAAACCAAAAGCAAAAAUUAGCACUCUGCUCAGGCCAGGAACAGCUCCAAGUUCGUUCUAUCAUCAAAUAUUGCAUCAGCCGGGAGCAGAAAAUGGGGAUGCCAUGAGAAAUAGAGGAACUUUCCUUGCUCCACAAGAUGAAAAUUUAAUUGAAAUUAAUUCCGAUUUACCAUUGGCCAUGCUUAUUUAUUUUCAUACAUUUUAUUCCAUGACAUGGCUCAUUGUCACUGUUGUGUUGCACAUUUUCAAACAAAAAAACUAUUCCAUUACGUCGACCAAUACGAUUAUAUUUUCCGUUGUCAUUGUGGUGUGGACAGUGAUUGAGUUCCCUAGAUUGCUCAUUGGAUACUCUGGAAAUUUGAAAGAAAAAGUCCCUCGAGUGUUUGCGUUCAUGAUUCUUUCUACCAUUCAACCCUUACUUUAUAUUUACUUUUUUAUCUAUCAACCAAAAGUCAUACCUUUGGAUUACAUUAUUUGUGCCAUUCAAGUUAUUUUCUAUGCUUUGGAAUAUAUUUUUGGAAUUAUUGCAAUGCGAAAUUUCACAAGAGUGAGCGGCAUACGAUACAAACUCUAUUUCAAUAAGGACGGAACUUUGGCGAUGGAUGAUUCUGGAGAAGAGGAUGAAGAAAAUAACAAGAACCAUGUAGAGCCAUUUACAACGACCACAGGUGAUGAAUUGACAACAUUUGCAAGCGACAAUAACACCAUUAUUGAGCAUGACUCGUAG